AUGACGCGCUGCCACGCUGGCCGUGCGGAAGUGGAGAUGGCGGAGCUGUAUGUGAAGCCGGGCAACAAGGAGCGCGGGUGGAACGACCCGCCGCAGUUCUCAUACGGGCUGCAGAUCCAGGCUGGCGGACCCAAGCGCACGCCCCUCACCAAGAGAGUCGCCGCCCCCCAAGAUGGAUCCCCCAGAGUCCCCACUUCAGAGACUUCUCCUAGGCACCCACCUCCUUUGAGUAAGGCUCCCAGGCCCCCAACUGUGGGGAGUUGUCCUGUUUCCAGUGUGGAACUCACAACUUUCCCAGUCAUCGAGUCUGAGGCUCUAAUGGAGGAUGUGCUGAGACCUUUGGAACAAGCACUGGAGGAAUGCCGUGGCCACACGAUAAAACAGGUAUGUGAUGACAUCAGCCGACGCCUGGCACUGCUGCAGGAACAGUGGGGUGGAGGGAAGUUGUCAAUGCCUGUAAAGAAGAGGAUGGUUCUGCUGGUGCAAGAGCUCUCAAGCCACCAGUGGGAUGCAGCAGAUGACAUCCACCGCUCACUCAUGGUUGACCACGUGACUGAAGUCAGUCAGUGGAUGGUGGGAGUUAAAAGAUUAAUUGCGGAAAAGAAGAGUCUGUCUUCAGAGACAGAGGCCAGUGAAGAGAAAUCUGCAGCCACAGCUGAGGAGAACCAGACCAUACCAGGCUUCCCACAGACUCCAUAAUCCUGUGGGUUCCCAAGACUCAUCUCACAUCAUCUCCUAUGCAUUGGAAUGGAGGUCUUCUCUCACUCAGUUCCCUCUUACCACCAGGAAGAGUGUCUGUCCUAUUGGGCCUGACCCAUCUCUCUGGGAAGAGGUCCCACCUGGGCCACAGGAGGAUACCUGUUACCCAUAACAUAUGCAUUUCAAUAAAAACAUCUCAGUGGUAGGCCCUGGGUAGGAGAUGAGCCCUUCCUCUGCCAAACUAGUCCCCUCUGGUGUCAACUGUCCUGCUCCCUGCAAACCUCUGCUCUCCUUUCUCCACUCAUCAUGAAGGGCUUUGCUGGGCAUGACCGAAUUGCUGCCUGCCACCUUCCCCAAAAUUACCAAAAAGCUCAUCUCUUGCCGGGUGGAGCAGUCCUUCUCUGGAUGGUUUUGUUUCAGCAUGAGAACAGACUCAAAUGGCAAGGGGAGAUUUUUCCCUCAAAAGGAAAGACUCUUCUGUUUGCACUGUAUCACCCUUGACGUAUAUAGGUGCUAUAGAGAUUAAAACCACAGUGAGUGGGCUUUCUGCUGUAUAAA
Molecule: messenger RNA, 1257 nt
Organism: Cynocephalus volans (Philippine flying lemur)
Lineage: Eukaryota; Metazoa; Chordata; Mammalia; Dermoptera; Cynocephalidae
Gene: SRA1
Product: steroid receptor RNA activator 1
Exons: 5
Coding region: 1-699 (232 amino acids)
Biological process (GO): regulation of transcription by RNA polymerase II
Cellular component (GO): nucleus
Source: RefSeq, a predicted model, not a curated record